UUGCAAAGAGCCACAGCUUUCUAGACAUGCCUGCACGAUACAUGGACAGUGUAUAGAGAGAAUAUAAUGAAAUAAACGCUGGUAGGCUAUAUAUCUCAUUCUGGGGAAACCUCUGCUCAUAUAAGACAUUUUCCUUUGCUGGUGCUAAAGUUAAACAGGAUAGUCGUAUAUUCUAUCUGUAUUUGGACAAAAAACACGAACUGAUAAUGGUCAAAAAACGAAUGGAUGACAUACAACUUCAAGCUCGAGAUGAGAGUGAAUAGGCUGACGGUUGCAUUCACUUACCACAAAGACGCACUGUUUCAGAAGAAUGAGAACUCCAGAAUACAGUAAAUUCAACUGAUUUAUUUUACCUUAAUUGUGAAAAUCACAGUUAUUAUUGGCACUGAAUACCAUAUCCCUGAAACUACAAUAUCUGCAUGGGUUAGGUGUAAAAUAUGGAACCAGUCAGCAUUUUAAGGUUGACCACUGAAUGUUAAGAUGGCCCACCUUUUCCUAGCCAGCAAAAUCUCUAUGCCAGACGACCCCAUGAGCAGAAACUCGCCGAAAGUCCCCAAAAGCGCAAUGAAAAUGCCCACAUCAACCUCAGAGAAAGUCCCUACAGAGAAAUCCAACAACAAAAACAACAACAAGAAGGACCGUAGCGUCGUCGUGACGACCGUCCCGUUAAUCAACGAGAUGCAGCUGACAGCGGCCACAGGCGGGGCGGAGAUGUCGUGCUACCGGUGCACAGUGCCGUUCGGCGUGGUGGUCCUCAUUGCCGGUAUUGUGGUAACUGCUGUAGCGUACACGUUCAACUCACACGGCUCCACCAUCUCGUUGCUGGGGCUGGUUUUGCUAUCGGCCGGGAUGGCGCUGCUGGGGUCCAGUGCUCUCUGCUGGAGGGUCCGGCUGGGAAGGAAGAAGGACCGGAGGAGGGAGAGUCAGACGGCCCUCAUGUCUAACCAUGGACUCUGUGUGGCCUGAGCCCUGAGGGAAGAUAGGGACUGUUAAAUGGAAGUUUGAACGAUUUGAAGUCAAGGUGCCUGUGUGGCCUGAGGGGAAGACUGGGACUGUGGAACAGUUAAAUGGAACAAUUUGAAGUUUGAAUGAAGAGUUAAUGAACGAAAAAAAGACUACUAGAGAUAGAUGAGGAAUGUCAGAGGUGGUUGGGUAUGAAGGACUCACACAUUGUCCAAGACAGAUGCUUAGCUGAAGGACUAGAAUGGCCUAGAAAUACUAUCUGUACUAUAGGUAAGAUCCUAUCUGUAAGGACUAGAGUGGCCUACAAAGACUGGCAGGUAGCCUAGCAGUUAAGCCUGUUGAGCCAGUAACCAAAAGCUUGCUGGUUUGAAUCCAUGCACUGACUAGAUAAAAAAAGAUUUUGAUGUACCCUUGAGCAAAGCACUUAACCCUAAUUGCUCUGGAUAAGAGUGUCUGCUAAAUUACAAAAAAAAUGCAAAGUCUGGUGAAUUGUUCUCCCAGGUCAUUUGAGAAGACCAGGACUGAUCAUGAAGGUGGAAUAACCAAAUUAUUGGAGAGUAGGGUGAAGUUGCCCCUAGAUUCUGAUCUUGAGGCAUUUUUGCAUUUUCCUCACUAAUGGUUAAGGUUAGGAUUGGGGUAGAGGAAGCUGAUGCUAGAUCUAUACUUAAACUUCACCCCGGAGCAGAAAGGAUAGUUGCACGGUGGACCAUGAUUCUCCAUUCUACUAUACUCAUGCACGUCAUGUGAUGCAUCUGUGACUCUAUGGCUGCUCAAUUUAUGUUUCAAGUGAACAUUUCAUAGGUACUUAAUGUUAUGUUCUAGAUAUGUAGACAGUAGCUGACUUUACAGGGUCAAAGCUCCCUUUAUUACUGCAUAAAGUGAACGUAGGAAGUGAUUGCCUAAAUGAAGUGAAUGUUUCUCUCAUGAUCGAUAUGCAUGACUUUUUAUGCUUCCAAUGUACUUUUGUAACUGCCUAUUAUGCACAAUAUUGAUUAAUUUGAUACAUUUUGUGGUUUCAUAUGUAGCAUUGUACUCUGGUUAAGUUGUAUUUUCAUGCUAUUUAUGACAUAUCUAUUGAUAUAUAUUUGGAAUAUUUGUGCCAUUAAACUUAAGAUGUUAAAUCGAUGUGCCAAUAAAUCAGU
This is a messenger RNA of Coregonus clupeaformis (lake whitefish), 2105 nucleotides long. Its product is annotated as transmembrane protein 100. The transcript has 2 exons. Bases 481 to 966 code for a protein of 161 amino acids. Gene Ontology annotation, biological process: cellular response to BMP stimulus. The record is from RefSeq and is a predicted model, not a curated record. NCBI's taxonomy places the organism in Eukaryota, Metazoa, Chordata, Actinopteri, Salmoniformes, Salmonidae.